GAUUGCUCGUUUCGAAAGAGCCGUGGCGCAGACAUUUUUCUCAUUCGAAAGUUACACACACGUGCGGUUUUGUCAGCAGAUACGUAUGGAAUAAGUGUAUUUUGCCCUGUUACUUUGUGCUGUGGAGUUGUCCGUGUAAGCAGUGAAAUUUUUGUGUCCAACAUGAUUUUUCAGUGUCAUGUGUGCGAUAAAGUCUAUCCUAAAAAAGGAAAUUUGAAUAGACACCUGUUAGAGGUUCAUGGACUGCAAAUAGAGCAGAAAAAAUUGUUUGUGUGCGCCCUGUGUAAUGAAAGAAGUACUUCUGAAAAGUGCCUGUUUGAACAUUUACGGUCGGCACAUGAGGUAGAUGUGAAAUAUUACAUUUCAGCACCGCUGAUGAAUUUCAGAAGUGGAAGGAGGAAACUGAGCAGACAACGCUCUCAAAGUUCUCAAACGUCGUGGUUCCCAUGCUAAGGUUGAUUCAGAAGUUGUUUCUUAUAUUUGUCACCGGUCUGGUAAGUUUGUGUCUAGAGGAAAAAACGUGCGAUGUCUUAAAUUGCAAGGUAGUAGUAAGAUUGAUGCACUGUGCCCUGCUAAGAUGAGAGUAGAUAUGAAAAAGAAUGGAACUUGCUGUGUGAAAUAUGUUUCAACCCAUGUUGGCCACAAAUCCGAGUUAUGCCAUCUGCAACUAACAAAAAGAGAAAGGGAAAGUAUUGCUGCAGAUAUAGCAAGUGGCAUACCAUUCUCUGUCAUAUUAGACAAAAUUCGAGAUACAGUUGUAGAUUCGAACUUGGAAAGGAUACAUUUGAUUACGAGACAGGAUCUACAUAAUAUAGAUCAGUCUUAUAAUUUGUCCUUCAAGUCAAUAAGACACCAUAAUGAUGCAAUAAGUGUAGAAGCAUGGGUAAAUGAAGUAAAUGGUGGAGACAGUCCUUGUGUGCUUUUCUAUAAACCACAGGAUGUAGUCCUUGAUUCGUACCCACAAUUAAAGCGCUCUGAUUUUGCAUUGAUAAUUAUGAACAAUGCUCAAGGCGAGAUAUUAAAGAAAUAUGGGAACGACUGCGUUUGUGUUGAUGGGACACAUGGUCUUAAUGGAUAUAAUUUUGAACUUAUAACUCUACUAGUGCUAGACGAUCUAAGACAAGGGUUUCCAUGCGCGUUUCUAAUAUCUGACAGGAAUGACUCCCAGAUGCUGUCCAUAUUUUUCCAGCACAUAAAGAGGCAGGUUGGAUCAAUUUCGCCAAAUGUUUUUAUGUCGGAUUUGGCCGAGUCUUUCUUUAUUGCAUGGAAUGAUGUCAUGGCAGCUCCAUCUAUGCGACUUUAUUGUACAUGGCAUGUUGAUAGAUGUUGGAGGAAGAAUAUCAAAUGUAAGAUUCAAGGUGUAGAAAAACAAGGUGAAGUAUACAAGCAAAUCAGAACUUUGAUGCAUGAGCAGGAUGUAGAUUCAUUUGAUGAGAUGUUAAAUAUUGUGCUAGAGAGAUUGGAAUGUGAUCCUGAUACAGUUCAAUUUGCCACAUACUUCCGAGACAACUAUGUUGGGAAUGCAAAUUCUUGGGCAUAUUGCCAUAGAUUGAAUGCUGGAAUCAAUACCAACAUGCAUAUAGAAAGAAUGCAUCGCACUAUUAAAUAUAUAUAUCUAGGUAGUAAAUGUGUCAAGCGUUUGGACAAAGCUAUUUUUGCAUUGAUGUCAUUUGUGAAGCACACGCUGGAAUAA
Messenger RNA from Schistocerca americana (American grasshopper), 1693 nucleotides. RefSeq lists its product as uncharacterized. The transcript is spliced from 3 exons. NCBI's taxonomy places the organism in Eukaryota, Metazoa, Arthropoda, Insecta, Orthoptera, Acrididae. The coding region runs from base 578 to 1693 and encodes 371 amino acids. The record is from RefSeq and is a predicted model, not a curated record.